AUGAGCUGGUCAAGAGGGGCAGAUAAACGAAGCCGUGAGGCAGCAGAAAAGCAACUUGCUGAACGUUUCCUCAACGCUGAUAAACGUCUCAAAUCUUCUCUCCUCUCAAUAAUUCCAGCAACUUUAUCAAAUAAAGUAGUCUGCAUUACCCUUAUUAAUGGCACGAAGGUGACUGGAACUCUCGCGGAGAUUGACGGCUUUAAUAAUAUCACCUUGAGAGAUGGUGUUAGAAUUGAUCCACCACCUCGCAAGAAAACUCUCGUCCCAUUGGUGGGUCUUGAAUUAAUUCCGGCUGCUAAAUAUUUCCUUCCUAGAUAUCUCACUGCUUCUCAUUCCACAGCCCUUCAAAUGGAAUUCAAUACCAAUUUCACCUUUAAGUACUUGCAUUCUCAUCGUCAUAAGGAGGCCAAAUAA
Rodentolepis nana is the source of this 414-nucleotide messenger RNA. NCBI's taxonomy places the organism in Eukaryota, Metazoa, Platyhelminthes, Cestoda, Cyclophyllidea, Hymenolepididae. The record is from the annotation of a GenBank genome assembly.